AUGACUGAAGAUAUAAUCUCACUCUCAGACACAGAAUCAGAGUCAGAUUCAGACUCUGAAAUGCCAGAAAUCUUGGACCUUCCUUCAAAAAUCCCUCAGAUUGAAGUAUCCACCCAAAUAGAAGAAGAUGUGGACAGUGACAAUGAUGUCCCCGAAAUUAUUCAGUCAAUAAUCAAUAGCAAGUCAAAAAGACGCAGGACAGUUAUUUUAGAUGCAGAAGAUGAGCAGAUCAUUGACAAUAUGAUAAAAGAAAUGGAAAAAGCUGCCAAUGACGACAUUGAAGCAAAUCUCAAAGGUCUUCCCGCUUUGUAUAAGCUUAAGAUACUGAACAAAGUCGCGAAAUUUUUAAAAGUGGCGAAGUAUCACAUGCUAUUUUUGAGCAUGAAUGGAGCCUUUGUAUUAGGAAAGUGGCUGGCAAGGCUUCCUGAUGGUUCUUUUCCUUCAACACCAUUGAAGCUUUCACUGUUAGAGUCCAUUCAAGAUAUUCCUAUCGAGACUGAGCAUCUUAGAAAUAGCGAGCUUGGAAGAAAUAUUAUGAUAAUUUAUCAUAAUCCUAAUGAAACUCAAACUGUAAAAAGACUUUCUAAAUUUCUAAUUGAAAAGUGAAGCAGAAUGAUAUACGAAAUUGAUGUUGAUUAUACAUUUCUCGAAAAAACUGAGGUUGGGAGUGAUGAAAAUCUAGCCCCAAAUAUUCCAAAGCCAUUAUUAAGCUUGGAAAAAAUUCAAAUGAGAGGAGGCAAUAAAAACUCAGUAAGGGACCCUCCUAAAGGAAUUUUUGAUUUCAAAUAUCGGCCGACUUCCAAUUCAGAAGAAGCACAAGCUGCGAGAGGUAUUGAUAAAGAUUCAGUUUACAAAAGACUUUUGAAGAAAAAGUCAAAAGUAAAAAAACAGAAAUGGAUGAGUGUUGAUGGCAGAACAUUGUAUUAA
This is a messenger RNA of Blepharisma stoltei, 927 nucleotides long. NCBI's taxonomy places the organism in Eukaryota, Ciliophora, Heterotrichea, Heterotrichida, Blepharismidae. The record is from the annotation of a GenBank genome assembly.